AUGGCAGCGAAACGUAUGAAGAAUGAUCGAGGCCGGAUCGAAUUCGCGGAACAAAUGUGUACGACGUAUAGCCACUCUACACUUAAGAAAAUUAUCGCUCAAAGCGAUGUUCAUCUUGCGAGAAUCGACAAACCCCUUCUUGUGUUUAAAGUAUUUUAUUUCUUCCUCUUUGGAUCAAUCGCCACGGCCUUCCCGUUUUUACCUUCGUAUUUUGGACAGAUUGGUUUCUCAUCGUCUCAAAUCCAAGCUCUUGCUUGGGUAAGACCGGUCGUACGACUUUUGUCCAGUCCAGUUUGGGGAAUUUUGGCGGACCGCUGCUUGCCCAAGAAAAUGAUGCUUCAGUUUUGCACAUUCGUCUGGCUCAUAGGGACUAUUUCAUUAGCUUUUGUCGAGCCCACUAGUCAGAUGUGCCAACUUAUUUCCCUCAACGACACAGAUUUGAAAGUUAUCAAUUCUACAGAGAUGCAAACCGGAUUUUUUCGGCGGAGAAGAACGGCUGAUUUCUUCAAUAUACAGUCAAAGCUGAUUCCUAAAGUACACAAAGUAAAUUUGACUUCUGGUGGCUCAGAGAGUGUGGACGUUUCGUUCGGGUCGGGCACAGACACUGCAGCAGUGUCACAGGAAAACGAAGCAUCUGGAAGUGGACUUAUUAUCGAUUCUUUGCAUCCCAACAAAAGAAUGGACGAACUUAAUAAUACUGAUACAAAUAAGACUCACGACUUCAUAAAAAUUUUAUCUCCCCAUCAUAAAUCAAGCUCUAAUGACACGCCCAAUCCCAACGAGUUUAACUUCACCAUACGAAACGAACUCAGAGAAAAUACCUCUAGGUUAUAUCAAAUAUUUCUUGGGGCCAUAGCGAUCGUCGUGUUUGAAGAGAUCUUCAUGUGCCCAGUGAUGUUUGUUGCUGACGCAGUUUUACUGGCCAAACAGACACCGAACUACAUUUAUAUCUCGAUUGAAUGA
Molecule: messenger RNA, 963 nt
Organism: Porites evermanni
Lineage: Eukaryota; Metazoa; Cnidaria; Anthozoa; Scleractinia; Poritidae
Source: the annotation of a GenBank genome assembly